AAGAAUCACAAGAAUUUUUUAGCAAAAAAACCUAAAAAGAGCUUAAAAAUUCUAAGAAAAAAUUAAAUUUUUAAGAAAAAAAUUAAGUAUUAAUUAAAUUUUAUAACUCUUUUAAAUAUGGCUUCUUAUCGCAGCAUUGGUAGUUGCAUGCGUCAAGUGUACUUUAGAAAUUCUCGACAAUUUGCCGAAUUAUCACGUAACCUUGGUCAGAAACGUUUAUUAUCAAAUGCCGCCUCGCAACCAAAACCUUCGAAUGGUCCCAGUACCCUUAAGUUGGCCGUAUUGGGUACGACUUUGGGAGCCACGGGUGGCACUGUUUAUUCUUUGUAUUUAAAUUGGAAGGAUAAAAAUUCUCACAUGGAACAUGAGCGUACACCACCGGCCAUUAUAAAUGAAUUCCCCUCCAGUGUUAAAAUAACCAAACGCUUUGUUAAUCCCAAAGAUACUUCCGGUCUCGAUAUAACCCUCUUCCAAUUUCAAACCUGUCCAUUUUGCUGUAAAGUUAGAGCUUUUCUAGAUUUUAUGGGCCUUUCCUACAAGGUGGUAGAGGUGGAUGCCGUUCUAAGGCAGGACAUUAAAUGGUCCGAAGUAAAAAAGGUACCUAUGGUCUUGAUACGUCAGCGCGAUGGACGUUAUGUGCAAAUGAGCGAUUCAAGUGCUAUAAUUUCAUUGAUUGCCACCUACUUGAAUGACAAAAAGAUUGAUAUUGGUGAAUUGGCUCAAUAUUAUCCGGCCAUAUCAUUUUUCGAUGACAAUCAAAAGAAGAAACAUGAUAUUAUGAAUAAAUAUUUCCUAAUGUUCCAAGAUCAUACACCCAAAGGUCAUACCAAAGAAUUGGAGGAAUUGGAACGCAAAUGGCGCACUUGGGCUGAUUCCCAUCUAGUACAUUUAAUAUCACCCAAUUGUUAUCAGUCGCUGGGAGAAGCUUUUGAAACCUUUGAAUGGUUCUCACAAGCUGGUGAAUGGGAUAUACACUUUCCCAAAUGGGAACGUGAUCUUAUGGUUUAUGUUGGUGCCACCGCCAUGUGGGGCAUUGCUAAAAUCCUUAAAAAACGUCAUCAACUAACGGAUGAUGUACGUUCGCACAUUUAUGAUGCCUGCAAUAAGUGGACUAAAGAAUUGGAAAAACGUAAUACGAAAUUUCUGGGUGGUAAACAACCCAAUUUGGCGGACUUAUCAAUUUAUGGUGUCUUAAGCAGUAUGGAGGGUUGUCAAGCCUUUAAGGAUUGUGUACAAAAUACAAAAAUUGGAGAAUGGUUUUACAGUGUUAAACAAUUAAUACAACAAAAUCGUGGCAAUUUAAUACGUGAACGUAUUGAGGGAGAAAUGCCCAAUAUGUUAACAUCUAUUACCAACUAAUUAAUAAAUGAUUUAGACAACAAAACUUAUUUAUAUUUUAAAUAGCUAUAAUUUUAAAACGAUAUCUUUUCCAAUCAUAAAGUUAUGGAAAAUAAAACAUACCAAAAACCCGA
This is a messenger RNA of Lucilia cuprina (Australian sheep blowfly), 1472 nucleotides long. RefSeq names its product prostaglandin E synthase 2 (gene Su(P)). Gene Ontology annotation, molecular function: prostaglandin-E synthase activity. Gene Ontology annotation, cellular component: mitochondrion. Lineage: Eukaryota; Metazoa; Arthropoda; Insecta; Diptera; Calliphoridae. The record is from RefSeq and is a predicted model, not a curated record. The transcript has 3 exons. Bases 118 to 1359 code for a protein of 413 amino acids.